This is a messenger RNA of Microstroma glucosiphilum, 1341 nucleotides long. Its product is annotated as ribosomal protein S2. Bases 79 to 1008 code for a protein of 309 amino acids. Gene Ontology annotation, biological process: ribosomal small subunit assembly; cytoplasmic translation. Gene Ontology annotation, molecular function: structural constituent of ribosome. Gene Ontology annotation, cellular component: ribosome; cytosolic small ribosomal subunit; 90S preribosome. NCBI's taxonomy places the organism in Eukaryota, Fungi, Basidiomycota, Exobasidiomycetes, Microstromatales, Microstromataceae. The transcript has a single exon. The record is from RefSeq and is a predicted model, not a curated record.
AGAGAAGAUCAUUGCGACCACACUUCGUCUCAUCCAUUCAAACACUCCCACAUCCUCCCACAUAUACAUACAUUCAAUAUGUCGAAGCUCCCAUCGAUCUUGAACGCUACCCAGGAGGACAUUGAGCUCCUCCUCAGCGCCCAGACCCACAUCGGUUCCAAGAAUGUCAUGAAGUCCAUGGAGCCCUACGUCUACAAGAGGCGUGCUGACGGUAUCCACCUCAUCAACCUCGGAAAGACCUGGGAGAAGCUCGUCCUCGCUGCCCGAAUCAUCGCCGCUGUCGAGAACCCCGCCGACGUCGUCAUCGUUGGUGGCCGAGUCUUCUCUCACCGUGCCGUGCUCAAGUACGCCGCCAACACCGGUGCUACCCCCAUCGCCGGCCGAUUCACCCCCGGUUCCUUCACCAACUACAUCACCAAGUCCUUCAAGGAGCCCCGAGUCAUUGUCGUCACCGACCCCCGUGUGGACCACCAGGCCAUUCGUGAGGCCUCGUACGUCAACAUCCCCGUCAUUGCCCUCUGCGACACUGACGCUCCCCUGCGCCACGUUGACGUAGCCAUCCCCGGAAACAACAAGUCCGUCAAGUCUGUUGGUCUCCUCUGGUGGCUCCUCUGCCGACAGGUCCUCCGUCUGCGAGGCCAGGCCGGCUACGGACCCGACGGCUGGAACGUCAUGGUGGACAUGUUCUUCUACCGUGACCCCGAAGAGGUUGAGCGUGAGCAGCAGGAGGCCAUUGCCGCCAAGGCUGCCGCUGCCUCUGGCAUCGCUGGUCAGGAGGGUGGUGCCGAGGUCGGUGCUGCUGACAACCUCGACUACGACGCUUCCGCUGCUGGUACCCUGAACCCCACUCUGGCUGCCAACAUCCCCAACGUCAACGAGAACGUCGACUGGGCCGCCGAGGACAAUGUGCAGAACUGGGCUGCCGAUGCCGGACCUCAGAGCGAGGCCGGUGCCCCCGCCGAGGGUGUUGCUGGCAGCGCUCAGCAGCCCUCUUCUUCCUGGGACUAAGCUUCCGGUGUCCGUGGUAGUAGGAAGUUAGUGGUGGUGGUGCUACGUAGAGGCAAGGUCCGCAAUCUCUGCUCCUCCUCUUCCUCUUCGUGGCCCUCACAAAACGUCGUCUAGACAGCUCGCACGUUCGGCUCCAUUUCUGCUUGGUCGAAGAGUUGGUCUCUUUCAGGCGGUCUCUCGCACAGUCAAUGCUGGGAUUCCACCUAGGAAGUGUCAAAUGAAAUGGUUGAAUGGCUAUCCUCCCCCCUCGUACCCCGAUGGUCAUGCGCUGCGAGUUUCUCCAAUUUGUCUACAAUUCUUCACAACCCACACCGAAGUCUUUUCUCUCCCCCG